AUGAUAAGAACCGGGGUCAAACCUGAUAUUUUGACUUAUAACGCAUUGUUGUUGGGACUUUGUAACGAAGGAAAAACCAAGAAAGCUGCUUAUUUGGUUAAAGAACUUGAUAAAAAGAAAUUAGUACCAAAUUCUUCAACAUUUUCUGCCCUAAUUAAAGCCCAAUGUGCUCGAAAGAACCCAUAUCGUGAUUUUCAACUUUAUAAAAGCAUGGUGAAAAGUAAUUGUCGUCCAAACGAAGAUACUGUGAAGAUGUUGAUUUUUUCAUUCUUGCAAACGGAUGAUUAUGAUGGUGCUUUUGGUGUUUUUAAAGAGAUGUUAGAGAGGCCUAUUGGGCCUGAUUUGGUUGUUUUGAGUGGGUUGUGUACAGGGUUUUCAAAAGCUUGGAAAGAUAGAUUGGUUAUGGAUCUAUUAAGCGAGGUUGAUAAUGGGUGUUUUAGUUAUGAACGUUAUGAGAAAGUUAAAAGUAUUAUUUGUGACUCUAACAAUGAAGGUAAAGAACUUGAAGAAAAAGUGUAA
Molecule: messenger RNA, 519 nt
Organism: Lactuca virosa
Lineage: Eukaryota; Viridiplantae; Streptophyta; Magnoliopsida; Asterales; Asteraceae
Source: the annotation of a GenBank genome assembly